Molecule: messenger RNA, 1994 nt
Organism: Triticum urartu
Lineage: Eukaryota; Viridiplantae; Streptophyta; Magnoliopsida; Poales; Poaceae
Product: protein FAR1-RELATED SEQUENCE 5
Source: RefSeq, a predicted model, not a curated record
AGGCAAAAAAGGCCCAGCUUCAGCAGUUUCAGCGGAAAAGACGAGGCGGGGCGAGGUGUUUUGGCGGGGCGUCAUCCAGUUCUCCCGCGCGGCGGCGAGGGUUUGGCGGGAGCGCCACCUUCGAGAGCCUGAGAGAGACAGAGGCGAGAGGCGCCGCUGUGGAGGAGAGGUUGAGAUUUGUUCCGUCCAGAGCAGAGGAGUUCGUCACGCCGCAUUCAUUGGAGAGAAAGUAGGGCGGCCUCGCGCCGCCGCGGAGGCGACGGGGAGGAGGGCCUCGCCGCACCGGAGCUUCUGAGAAGAUACAGCGCGGCCGCAGAUUUUCGUUCACCUGAUCUGCCCCUGGAUUCCACCGAGAAGAUAUAAUCGUCGUUCGCCUGAGAUUAAUAAGGUGGUGUGCAAUGGCGCAAUCUGAUAAGGGGAUGCCUCAAAUUGGCAUGAUAUUCAAAAGUCAAGUGGAGUCUUGGUUGUUUUGGGUAGCAUAUGGUGGUCGUGUAGGCUUUGAUGUGAGGAAAAGGUACACCAAUGUGAGCAAAUUUGAUGGUAAGGUAACUUCCUGUAGACAUGUUUGUGCCAAUGAAGGUCAUCGGAAAAAAACGCAAAGAGAAUCCAUUCGGAAGUGCUUUAGAGCUGAGACAAGAACUGAUUGUAAAGCUCGAACGACUCUUACAUUGGAUCGAGAGUCUGGAAAUUUGGAAGUCACGGAUGUAGUUAUUGAACAUAAUCACUUGCUUCACUUGCCACAAACCCGCCACCUCAUGGUGUCCCAAAGGAAAAUUUCAGAAUUUCAAGCAUAUGAAAUUGAAGCCGCAGAUGAUUCUGGAAUUAGGCCUAAAGCUGCAUAUGAGCUUGCUACUCGUCAGGUUGGCGGACCACUUAAUCUCAGCUACACUUGUCGAGACCACAGAAAUCUUUUGCAAAGCAAGAGGCAAAGAGAGCUUGCUUUUGGUCAGUCAGGCAGCAUGUUAAAGUACUUUCGUGGAAAAGUUGCUGAAAAUCCAUCAUUUCAAUAUACUUUGCAACUAGAUUGCGAGGAGAAUAUAUCAAACAUUUUCUGGGCUGAUGCUAAAAUGAUGUUAGACUAUGCACACUUUGGCGAUGUUGUCACAUUUGACACUACUUUUGGUACAAACAAGGAAUAUAGGCCAUUUGGUCUUUUUCUUGGGCUCAAUCAGUUUAGGGAGACUACAGUUUUUGGUGCUGCACUAAUGUUUGACGAAACAUUUGCCUCAUUCAAAUGGCUCUUUGAAACCUUCCUAGGUGCGCAUAAUGGAAGGCAACCUAGAACUAUUUAUACCGAUCAAGAUUAUGCAAUGGGUAGAGCUGUAGAGGAUGUGUUCACAGAAGCAUAUCAUGGACUGUGUACAUUUCACAUAAUGCAAAAUGCUGUGAAACAUCUAUCUCCAAUUAAGGGUGAAGAUGAAGACGAGGGUGAAGAGAAAGAGGAGGGUGAAGGCAAAGAUGAAGAUGAAGAAUCACAUAUUCUCACUGAUUUUAGUGCUUGUAUGUAUGGCUAUGAGGACAAGGUUGAGUUUGAAGAAGCAUUUGCCAACAUGAGGUUAAAGAUGCAUAAGCAAACUUGGUUCGAUAGUAUCUACAAGGUAAAAGAAAAGUGGGCUGAAUGUUUUAUGAGAGAUGUCUUCAGUUUGGGAGUGAGAAGUACACAAUUAAGUGAGAGCUUCAACAAUUCAUUGAAGAACCAUUUGAAAUCUGAUUUUCAUAUUGUUAGAUUUUUAAAGCAUUUUGAAAGGAUAGUGGAACAAAAAAGAAACAAAGAGCAUUUUAAAGCAUUUUCAUAUUGUUCUAAUAUGUAGAAGUUGGUUAGAUGAAACUUUGGGGGUUAACUAUAGUUAUCCGAUGGUAUUUUGGUGGCUAACUAUAGUCUUUUGUGGCCUAAGUGUACAAGUGAAAUGGCCUAUUAUGUAACAUACUUGGAUGGUUAUUCAUCAAUAGUACUUGUUGCUACAGAAUUUGAAUGGUAUGGUUCAGACUAUCAA